Molecule: messenger RNA, 1182 nt
Organism: Diaporthe citri
Lineage: Eukaryota; Fungi; Ascomycota; Sordariomycetes; Diaporthales; Diaporthaceae
Exons: 1
Coding region: 1-1182 (393 amino acids)
Source: RefSeq, a predicted model, not a curated record
AUGGAAGAACUGACUUAUCCCCCUUCGCAAGCAGCAACGUUCCAGGAGAACACCCGUGACUCGGUACAAAAGGCAGAGAGAGCUGCUGAAAGGCUCGAAAGGCAAGUAAUAGAGCAUCUAGCGUCGGCCUUCUCCGUGUGGCAGCAGCUUCCUCCACAACGCCGGCAGGAGCUGUGGGUACUGGAGUUGGCGCGAAGCGUAGGGAGGAAACAGAAGGAGGUGGACAAACUGAAGGAGACGCAGCACUCCCUAGAGCAGGAGAACACCAACCUCAAGUCGCAAAUCGACCAUCUGAACCGACUACAGCAACCGCGGGAGUUUAAAAUCGCCAAUCCGAUGACCUGGGGCAUGAGUCAGCAGAUGAUACAGCUUGCGGCAGAAGCGGGCGUCAGUGGUCGCCGAGUUGUCGGGCUGAACAUGGAGGAUCGCCAUUCAGAUCUCAACACUGUGGUCUCCAGCGCUAUUGACAGAUGGAAGAAUGUGAUCGUAUCUUCAAGGGCAACAGGCGGCUUGGCCUCUCAGAGACCUCUCGACCCGCCGUCAGCUUCUACCCAGAUACCUACCACCACAACGCAGCCUCCCACACCGACUGGCCAACAGGCGCAUCUGCACCAAUCCUCGCCAAGCAUCUCUAACUUUUCUCAACCGCCGCUCCCACGACAUACGUCCCGAAGCUCUGCUGUUCCUACAAUCAUAGCCACCAGCGAGGCCAAGACAUCGACUGCCGGAACACCGUCCGAACAAUCUGUCGACGACUCUGACCAAGACUCGGACCCGGAUGCAGAGGCAGGGGAAGAUGCAGACGCCGACGCUGACGCCGACGCCGAAGCUGACGUUGAGAUGGAAGGUGGACAGGGAUACCUCUCAACGGCACACACGCCUGUGCCCCAAAACAUUCCUCAGAUGCCUCACACCCCUAUGCCUCAGACUCCGAUGCCUCAAACACCGAUGACUCAAAGCCAAAUCCCCCAUGAUCAACAACCUUAUGCCACUCAGCAAAUGGCGGCAGAGGCGCGGCAGAACCCGUAUCCGCAGAACCCAGCAGGAGGUGGCAACUUCGCGGGACAGGCUGGAAUAUUGCCCAGCCAACAAUUACAACUUGGCCAGCAGGCUUUCGGCCAGCAGUACCGGCCCAGCCAAGGCCACGGUGGGGGAAUUAAUAUGUCGUGGGACAAUCAAUGA